AUGACAACAAAUAAUCCAUUUGAUAAAGUAAAGGAUGUAUUAAAAUCACAAGAUCAAACUUAUAAUUUUUAUAAUCUUUCAAAACUUCAAGACCCAAGAAUUGAAAAAUUACCAUACUCCAUUAGAAUUCUUUUGGAAUCAGCAGUUCGUAAUUGUGAUAACUUUGAAGUACACGAAAAAGAUGUUGAAAAUAUCUUAAAUUGGGAAAACACUGCAAAUAAAGUUGAAAUUCCUUUCAAACCAGCAAGAGUAUUAUUACAAGAUUUUACUGGUGUACCAGCAGUUGUUGAUCUUGCAGCAAUGAGAGAUGCCAUGAAAAGAUUAGGUGGUGAUCCAGCAAAAAUUAACCCACUUGUUCCAGUUGAUUUAGUUAUUGAUCACUCUGUUCAAGUUGAUGUAUCAAGAACUGUUGAUGCUUUAGAGCAAAAUCAAAAGAUUGAAUUCCAUAGAAAUCAUGAAAGAUUUUCAUUUUUAAAAUGGGGUGCUCAAGCAUUUGAUGGAUUAUUUAUUGCUCCACCUGGAAGUGGUAUUGUACAUCAAGUAAAUUUAGAGUAUAUUGCAAGAGAAGUUAUGAAUGGAACUGGUAACCUCUUAUAUCCGGAUAGUGUUGUUGGUACUGAUUCUCAUACAACAAUGAUUAAUGGUUUAGGUGUUUGUGGUUGGGGUGUUGGUGGUAUUGAAGCUGAAGCUGUUAUGCUUGGUCAACCAAUGUCAAUGGUAUUACCAGAAGUUGUUGGAUAUAAAUUUGUAGGUAAAUUACCAGAUAUUGCAACAGCAACUGAUUUAGUUUUAACAGUUACCAAUGAAUUAAGAAAGAAAGGUGUAGUUGGUAAAUUUGUAGAAUUUUAUGGUGAAGGUGUAUCAACAUUAUCAGUUCAAGAUAGAGCAACCAUUUCAAAUAUGGCACCAGAGUAUGGAGCAACUAUGGGUUUCUUUCCAGCUGAUGAGAAUACUAUUGAUUAUUUAGCCUCAACUGGUCGUUCAAAUACAAAGAUUGAAUAUAUUAAAAACUAUUUAUCAUCACAAGGUUUAAUGUGUAACUAUAAGUCACAAUCACAUCCAAUCUUUACCACCACUAUGGAAUUGGAUUUAUCAACCGUUGUACCAAGUUUAUCAGGACCAAAGAGACCACAUGAUCGUAUCUCACUCAAUUCAAUGAAACAAGAUUUCAAUAGUUGUCUCUCAUCACCAGUAGGUUUUAAAGGUUUUGGUUUAACUGCUGAUCAAAUUCAAAAGAAAGCAACUUUCACAUUCAAAGAUAAACAAUAUACCAUUGGUCAUGGUGCAGUUACCAUUGCAGCAAUUACAAGUUGUACCAAUACAAGUAAUCCAUCAGUAAUGUUGGGUGCAGGUUUAUUAGCAAAGAAUGCUGUUGAACAUGGUUUAGAGGUUGCUCCAUACAUUAAAACUAGUUUAUCACCAGGUUCUGGUGUUGUCACUGAAUACUUUUCUCAUAGUGGCCUUCAAGAACCACUUAAUAAGUUGGGUUUCGAUUUAACUGGUUACGGUUGUAUGACUUGUAUAGGUAAUAGUGGUGAAUUGGCCGAACCACUCGCAGAAGCAAUCACCAAAGAGGAUUUGGUUGUCGCCGGUGUACUCUCUGGUAAUCGUAAUUUCGAAGGUCGUAUUCAUCCACUCCUUAGAGCCAAUUAUUUAGCUUCCCCACCAUUGGUAGUUGCUUAUGCAUUGGCUGGUACUGUUGAUAUCGAUUUUGAAACCACUCCAUUGGGUGUCUCUAAAAAAACUGGUCAACCAGUAUUCCUUCGUGAUAUUUGGCCAUCAAAAGAUUUGAUUCAACAAACCAUUAAAUCAAGUGUUCUUCCAGAUAUGUAUGAAAGAGUUUAUUCAAAUGUAAACGAUGGUAAUAAAAGUUGGAAUGAAUUAAAGGUACCAACUGGUUUACUUUACCCAUGGGAUGAAAAAUCAACUUAUAUCCAUAAUCCACCAUUCUUUAAGACUAUGGAAUUAACCGUUUCAAAGAGACCUGCCAUUACAAAUGCUUAUUGUCUUUUGAAUCUUGGUGAUAGUAUUACCACUGAUCAUAUUUCACCAGCCGGUAACAUCAAUAGAAAAUCAUCAGCCGCUCGUUAUUUAGAGUCCAAAGGUGUAAAACCAGAAGAUUUUAACACCUAUGGAUCUCGUAGAGGUAAUGAUGAAAUUAUGGUUAGAGGUACCUUUGCCAAUACUCGUAUUGUUAAUAAAUUGGCUCCAGCCGUUGGUCCACAAACAACCUAUGUACCAACUGGUGAGUUAAUGUUUAUUUCAGAUGCUGCAGAAAAAUAUCAAUCAGAAGGUCAUCAACUCAUUGUUUUGGCUGGUAGUGAUUAUGGCUCUGGUAGUUCUAGAGAUUGGGCUGCCAAAGGUCCAUACCUUCAAGGAAUUAAGUGUGUCAUUGCCAUCUCAUUUGAACGUAUUCAUAGAUCCAAUCUCGUUGGUAUGGGUAUUAUCCCAUUGCAAUUCCAACCAGGUCAAAAUGCCUCUACUUUGGGUCUCACUGGUAAAGAACAAUUCAAUAUCGAGUUACCAACUGAUAAAUCCCUCAUUAAAACUGGUCAAACCGUAAAGGUUACCACUAAUUGUGGUAAAUCUUUUGAAACUAUCCUUCGUUUCGAUACUCCAAUCGAAGUUGAAUAUUGGGCAAAUAAUGGUAUCUUAUCUUAUGUUUUAAGAAAACUUUUACAUUAA
Dictyostelium discoideum AX4 is the source of this 2685-nucleotide messenger RNA. RefSeq lists its product as hypothetical. Gene Ontology annotation, biological process: tricarboxylic acid metabolic process. The record is from RefSeq and is a predicted model, not a curated record. Gene Ontology annotation, molecular function: aconitate hydratase activity. Lineage: Eukaryota; Evosea; Eumycetozoa; Dictyosteliales; Dictyosteliaceae. The coding region runs from base 1 to 2685 and encodes 894 amino acids. The transcript is spliced from 5 exons. Gene Ontology annotation, cellular component: cytosol.